Oryzias melastigma (Indian medaka) is the source of this 1368-nucleotide messenger RNA. Its product is annotated as zona pellucida sperm-binding protein 4. The transcript is spliced from 10 exons. The coding region runs from base 36 to 1355 and encodes 439 amino acids. NCBI's taxonomy places the organism in Eukaryota, Metazoa, Chordata, Actinopteri, Beloniformes, Adrianichthyidae. Gene Ontology annotation, molecular function: structural constituent of egg coat; acrosin binding. Gene Ontology annotation, cellular component: egg coat. Gene Ontology annotation, biological process: binding of sperm to zona pellucida; prevention of polyspermy. The record is from RefSeq and is a predicted model, not a curated record.
CUGCUGCUCCUGUUUCAGAGUAUCUACAAGCAAAAAUGAACUCCUGGGACUUCAUUUUGUUUCUGUCUCUGAUUUUUCCAAACUGUGAUGCCUGGUCUGAAUCGAGAAUUCGCCGCUCUGCUAAAGAUACUCCAGUGGUUUGCUAUGAUAAUCUCAUGUCUGUUUAUUUAUCGAAAGAGCAGUUUAGCAAUCUCCCCUUGACCAUUUACGUUCAAGAUGAACGUGGUGGAUAUUAUCAAGCUGCAGCUAUUGCCAAUCACUGCCACUACUUCUUUGGAGAUACGCACAACUCUGUCAUCCUAACGGUUGCUUUCCAUGGUUGUUUUGUGAAAAGAUAUGAAAGCACAACCAGUCUCACAGUGGUGAUUGUUGCACCUGGGGAUGGAGGGGUACCUGGAAUUGUCCACUCCAUGAAAGUAGAAUGUGAAACAGAAAAGAGAGAGGCAAACACGUUUCCAGAUGUGUUAAAGGAGUUCUUCUGCAACAAAAAUGGGUUCAACAUUACCAUUCCCAGGAAUGCAACAGACCCACCUCUGAACCUGGAUGCAAUAUGGAUUCCUUCUGACCCAAAUCACAACUGUAAACCCCAGAAAAGAUCCAUCGACGCCGUCACCUAUAGAUUUCCAUUCACUGACUGUGGUACUCAAUCAAAGGUUGACAAUGGAAAUAUCACGUACUGGAUCAUCGUAGAGGUGAAGCGGUACCCGCAGAGAGGCGUAAUCAUUCGAGACACACCGUUUCGCCUUACUGUGAAGUGCAGCUUUGCACUGACCCAAAUGACACAGCUGGGUUUUGAUGUUCAGCAAAGUAAAGCUGAUUACCCCUCAGCACUGAAGAACAAAGGUGUACUACGCACUGAAAUGAGGUUUGCAAAAGAUUCCUCCUAUAGAUCCUUUUAUUCCUCUGGUGAUCCUCCAAGAGUAGCUGAGCUCGGUCAGCUGGUUUUUGUGGAGGUCUUCCUCAAGCACCAAGACAAGGACUUGGUUUUGUUAUUGGAGGACUGCUGGGCUACACCGACUGAGGACCCUCAUGACCCGUACAGAUGGAACCUGCUUGUUAAAGGGUGUCCCUUCAGUGGUGAUACCCACAGAACUGUCCUACUGCCCGUUUCCAGGGAUGAGGUGAAGAGUCCAGCUCUUCACAAAUGGCUCGUUGUGAAAUUGUUCUCUUUUGUUAAACCUCCAACAUUUGAAAACCUGGUAUAUUUCCACUGCAGUGUAGAAAUCUGUAAAGGACCAAACUGCAUCCAAUCUUGCAGCAGCGACAACCGUAAAUUGAGAGGAAUCUCACCAGAACAAGGGCAGAGAAUUUUUCCCGGUGUUGUCUCUGGUGAACCUCUUCUUUAUCUGCAAUAAAAAUAAAAAAAAA